AGGGAGGCAGAUGCCGGCCGCUUCUGCAGGGUCGGACCUGCUGCUGAGAUACUUGGCACUUUGAUGACGUCUUGCGUUGCAGAGAUGUGAAUUUUGCUGAAUCUUGAGCAGAGUUCUUAACUGCCCGGUUAUGGAAGAGAAUUGUGGGGUUAUGAGCCCUUUUGAAGUUGGCAGUUCAGAGACGGAGAAUAAAGAAUUGUGUGUUUUGGAUGCAGAAAAGAAGGGGGGAGAUAAGGAAAGGGAGCCUCCGAGAAGGAAAACUAAAUUAAACCCGAUGAAGAAUAAAGCAUCUCCUUCUUUGGCCAAAGAUCACCCUGGUCGGCUCGCCAGUCUGGGAGAAAACGACAAAGGACAUGGAACGGAAAUCUUCCUUCAGCGCCAGAAAAGUUUCCAUUCGGACUCCAACCUCAUAGCUCAUUGCACCAGCUACGUCAAGGAGCAGCCCUUCAAAUGCGAGAAGUGCGGGAGGAGUUUCGGCUUGAGCAUGCACCUCAGCGCCCAUCGGCGGAUGCAUGCGCAGGAGAAGCCCUUUAAAUGCUCCCAGUGUAGCAAAAGUUUCGGCGCCAUAACUAGCCUCGCCAGUCACCAGCGGAGCCACACGGGAGAGAAACCCUACAAGUGCUCAGAGUGCGGCAAGAGCUACGCUUCCGGCACCAGCAUGGCUUACCACCAGAGGACGCAUCGCGGGGAGAAACCUUACAAGUGCUUGGAAUGCGGCAUCGGCUUCAGCUUGAGCACCAGCCUCAUUUCCCACCAGAGGAUCCACACGGGGGAGAAACCCUACAAGUGCCUGGAGUGCGGGAAGAGCUUCCGGGUGAGCACAAGCCUCACCUCCCACCAGCGCAUCCACACGGGGGAGAAGCCCUACCGGUGCUCGGAGUGCGGUAAGAGCUUCUGCGUGAGCACGAACCUCACGUACCACCAGAGGACGCACACGGGGGAGAAGCCCUACAGGUGCUUGGAGUGCGGGAUGGGCUUCUGCCUGAGCACCAGCCUCACCUACCACGAAAGGAUCCACACGGGGGAGAAGCCCUACCAGUGCCUGGAUUGCGAGAUGAGCUUCCGGCGGAGUUCGGAUCUCAACACCCACCAGAGGAUCCACACGGGGGAAAAACCCUACCAGUGCAUGGCGUGCGGGAAGAGCUUCCGGGUCAGCUCCAGCCUCACUUCCCAUCAGAGGACCCACACGGGGGAGAAACCCUAUACCUGCUCGCAGUGUGGGAAGAGCUUCAGCAGGAGCACACACCUCAACGCUCACCAACGGACCCACAGGGCAGCAGCCGUGGGAAUACUUAAGUCUGGAUACGCCUGAGAGCAGGUCUCAUUGAGGAAUUCUCUCAAGACACAACCCCCCCUCCCCCAAGCUUUGAAUGUAUGGAACGAGAUUUAAUUUUUAGUAGACCGUAUUAAUGUUAGAAGUGGUGCGGUGGCCUAGGGGUGGAGCGCUCGCCUCACAAUCAGGAGGCUG
Thamnophis sirtalis is the source of this 1468-nucleotide messenger RNA. RefSeq lists its product as uncharacterized. The record is from RefSeq and is a predicted model, not a curated record. Gene Ontology annotation, molecular function: RNA polymerase II cis-regulatory region sequence-specific DNA binding; DNA-binding transcription factor activity, RNA polymerase II-specific. Lineage: Eukaryota; Metazoa; Chordata; Lepidosauria; Squamata; Natricidae. Gene Ontology annotation, biological process: regulation of transcription by RNA polymerase II.